GGCCUGGGUGCCGGGAUGGCCCGGGGCGAGCGGCGGCGGCGCCCUGCGCCCGCAGAGGGACAGCGGACUGUGGAGAGGGUUUCUCGGGGCGGCCCCGGGCGCCAGGGCGGUGGGGCCCGUGGCACUGCGGGGGGAGCGGCGCUGGCUGUCGUGGUGCUGGCCCUGGCCCUGGCGCUGUCGGGGCGCUGGGUGCUAGCGUGGUACCGUGCGCGGCGCGCGGUGACGCUGCACUCGGCGCCCCCGGCGCUGCCCCCUGACUCCUCGGGCCCCGCCGCGGCCCCAGACCUCUUCUGGGGCACCUACCGGCCCCACGUCUACUUCGGCAUGAAGACGCGCAGCCCGAAGCCCCUCCUCACUGGACUGAUGUGGGCGCAGCAGGGCGCCACCCCAGGGACCCCUAGGCUCAGGCAUACGUGUGAACAGGGAGACGGCGUGGGUCCCUAUGGCUGGGAGUUCCACGACGGCCUCUCCUUCGGGCGGCAACACAUCCAAGAUGGGGCCUUAUGGCUCACCACUGAGUUCGUCAAGAGGCCUGGGGGUCAGCAUGGAGGGGACUGGAGCUGGAGAGUGACAGUAGAGCCUCAGGCUUCAGGUACCUCUUUCCUCCCUUUGGUCUCCCUAUUCUUCUAUGUGGUGACAGAUGGCCAGGAAGUCCUACGACCAGAGGUUGAAACUAAGGGACAGUUGAAGUUUAUCAGUGGGCAUACUAAUGAACUCGGUGACUUCCGUCUCACACUUUUGCCACCAACUAGUCCAGGGGGCGCUGCCCCCAAGUAUGGCAGCUACAAUGUCUUCUGGUCCUCUAAUCCAGGACUGCCCCUGCUGACAGACAUGGUAAAGAGUCGUCUAAACAGUUGGUUUCAGCACCGGCCCCCAGGAGCCUCUCCUGAACGCUACCUUGGUUUGCCUGGAUCUCUAAAGUGGGAAGAGAGAGGCCCAAGUGGGCACGGGCAGUUUUUGAUACAGCAGGUGACUCUGAAAGUUCCCUUCUCUGUGGAGUUUGUCUUCGAAUCUGGCAGUGCCCAGGCAGGAGGGAACCGAGCCCUGGGGCAGCUAACAGGCAGCCUGCUGACCCAGGUUUUAGACAGCCAUGUUGAAGCCUUUAGAAAGCGCUUUGAGAAGACCUUCCAACUCAAAGAGAAGGGCCUGAGCCCUGGGGAACAGGUUUUGGGUCAGGUUGCCCUCAGCGGCCUCCUUGGUGGGAUUGGCUAUUUCUAUGGGCAGGGUCUUGUAUUGCCAGACACAGGGGUGGAAGGGUCUGAGCAGAAGGAGGACCCCAUCCUUUUCCCACCAGUCCCUCUUUUCUCUGGGGUGCCUUCCCGGUCUUUCUUUCCUCGAGGAUUCCUUUGGGAUGAAGGUUUUCACCAGCUAGUGGUCCAGAGAUGGGAUCCUCUCCUCACCCGGGAGGCUGUAGGCCACUGGCUGGGGCUGCUUAAUGCUGAUGGCUGGAUUGGGCGGGAGCAGAUACUGGGAGAUGAGGCACGAGCCCGGGUGCCCCCAGAAUUCCUAGUGCAACGAGCAGCCCAUGCCAAUCCCCCAACUCUGCUCUUGCCAGUAUGGCACAUGCUAGAAGGCGGUGAUCCUGCAGAUUUGGCCUUCCUCCGCAGAGCCUUCCCCCGCCUGCAUGCUUGGUUCUCCUGGCUCCAUCAAAGUCAGGCAGGGCCAGUGCCACUAUCUUAUCGUUGGCGGGGCCGGGACCCAGCCCUCCCCACCCUCCUGAACCCCAAGACCCUGCCCUCAGGGCUGGAUGACUACCCCCGGGCUUCACACCCUUCUGCAACAGAGCGCCACCUGGACCUGCGAUGCUGGGUGGCACUGGGUGCACGAGUGCUGUCACAGCUUGCGGAGCAGCUGGGGGAGGCUGAGGCCGCUGCAGAGCUGAGUCCACUGGCCGCCUCUCUGGAAGAACAGGAGACUCUGGACAAGCUGCACUGGGCUCAGGAGCUGGGGGUCUUUGCGGACUUUGGGAACCACACAAAGGCAGUACAGCUCAAGCCUAGGCCCCCUCAGGGACAGGUUCGGGUGGUUGGCCAGCCCCAACCUCGCUUGCAGUAUGUGGAUGCCUUGGGCUAUGUCUCUCUUUUUCCCUUUUUGCUCCGACUGCUGGACCCCAGCUCACCCCGCUUAGGGCCCCUGCUGAGUCUUCUAGCGGACAGCCGCCACCUCUGGAGCCCAUUUGGAUUGCGUUCACUUGCAGCCUCUAGCCCCUUUUACAACCAGCGCAAUUCUGAGCAUGAUCCUCCCUACUGGCGGGGUGCAGUUUGGCUAAAUAUCAACUACUUGGCCUUGGGGGCACUCCACUACUAUGGGCAUCUGGAGGGUCCUCACCAGGCCCAGGCUGCCAAGCUCCACAACGAGCUCCGUGCCAACGUGGUGAAGAAUGUGUGGCGGCAGUAUGAGGCUACAGGAUUCCUUUGGGAACAGUACAGUGACCAGGAUGGGCGGGGCAUGGGCUGCCGCCCUUUCCAGGGCUGGACCAGCCUUAUCUUAUUGAUCAUGGCUGAAGACUACUGAAGUGGGAUGGGAGGAAGGCCAGGCCACUUACGCCAUUCUGGACAGACAAGGUGUGUCUGGCACUGGUCAGAGUCCUUUACACCUUUCUAAGUUCAUCUCAGGUGUCUUCUGUCAUCCCACAAAGCCCUGGGAUGAAUGUGAACCCAGUCUAUUUUUCUAAAUAAAUUUGAAAGAACAUAA
Jaculus jaculus (lesser Egyptian jerboa) is the source of this 2694-nucleotide messenger RNA. RefSeq names its product mannosyl-oligosaccharide glucosidase (gene Mogs). The coding region runs from base 16 to 2514 and encodes 832 amino acids. Gene Ontology annotation, cellular component: endoplasmic reticulum membrane. The record is from RefSeq and is a predicted model, not a curated record. Gene Ontology annotation, molecular function: Glc3Man9GlcNAc2 oligosaccharide glucosidase activity. Lineage: Eukaryota; Metazoa; Chordata; Mammalia; Rodentia; Dipodidae. The transcript has 4 exons. Gene Ontology annotation, biological process: oligosaccharide metabolic process; protein N-linked glycosylation.